Diabrotica balteata is the source of this 390-nucleotide messenger RNA. NCBI's taxonomy places the organism in Eukaryota, Metazoa, Arthropoda, Insecta, Coleoptera, Chrysomelidae. The record is from the annotation of a GenBank genome assembly.
AUGCUAAUAGCAGCUGCAGAUUUUGAAGGUGUUAGUAAGACAUCUGCUUGUGUAAUUGUAAAGCAAGUAACGGAAGCAAUAUGCACUUUACGAAACACAUACUUACAUGCUACAGAAAUGGAAUUACAGGAAUUUAAUAAAAAAUUUUAUAAUAUCGCACGAUUUCUGUAUGUACUAGGCGCAAUAGACUGUACCCAUAUCCGGAUCCAAUCACCAGGAGGAGAUCAAGCUUAUUAUAAAAAUCUAAAUGGAUAUUUUUCAUGGAAUGUUCAGACUGUGUGUGAUGCAACUUUUAAUAACUCUAGAUUAAAAGCUCGCUUAGUAGAAAGAGAAUUUGGUGCAAAUUCUGCUCUCCUGGGCGACAGUGUAUAUGGUAUUACACACCUCUAG